This is a messenger RNA of Fundulus heteroclitus (mummichog), 2708 nucleotides long. It is a transcript of the gene nlrc3l1, whose product is annotated as NLR family, CARD domain containing 3-like 1. The record is from RefSeq and is a predicted model, not a curated record. Bases 13 to 2070 code for a protein of 685 amino acids. NCBI's taxonomy places the organism in Eukaryota, Metazoa, Chordata, Actinopteri, Cyprinodontiformes, Fundulidae. The transcript has 4 exons.
UAGCCCCGCUGUAUGCUGUUAAAGCGUCCUUCUCUUUCUGCUCUUAGGGUCCAGCUGGAAAGAGCUGAUUCAUUUUCCAGCUGCUACUCCAUCGACAGCGACGACUGCGAAAAGUUAAUUCGUAGAGAGAGAAUCCGAGACGCCACCACAGAUGACAUCGCAGACAGCAAUGCCGAGUCCUCCAACGAGCUGGUCUUAAUCCAGGACCCAGCUGAGAUCAAACAUCCGUCUUUGACCCUGAAAUUCACUUUUGAGGCUCUGACUGAAACCCUGAAGAAGUUACACAAGAAUGAGCUGGACAUGUUAAGUCGGAAGCUGUGGAGUCAUUACCCGCAGCAUUUCAGCUCCUAUCAAAGCGUGGACACCGUGGACAUCGUGGACAUCGUGGACCGACUGGUGGCGGCCUUCGGCUGUGAAAGCUCUGUGCAGAUCACCAGGACCGUUCUCGUCUCUCUAAACCGAAGCAAGAUUGCUGAAUAUUUGCAGAGCUUGUGCAUUGAGAACGCAGUGCGCUAUGAAUUACGUGCUUCCCUGAAGAAGAAGUUUUGGGAAGAGACGAUCACGGACGGAGAAAAGGUCCCGCUUGACGACAUCUACACGGACCUCUGCGUUUUAUCGGCGAUCGACAACGGCCCGAACAUCGAACACGAGGUGGUGACGGUGGAGAAGCUGAACACCAAGAAGACCCCGGACAAGCAGAUUCCUCUUGAAGACAUCCUCUCCCCGGAGAUGGUGAAGGAGCCCUUUGGGGAGCUGGUAUAUCUCGUUGGACUGGCGGGGUCGGGGAAGUCCACGUUUGUCCGAAAGUUGGUCCUGGACUGGGCCAUGGAGCGAUCACACCACCACCUCUCGUUCAUCUUUCCCCUGACAUUCAGAGAGCUUAACCAGUUCUCUGACGCCACCGUCUCCCUGGAGAAAAUGAUAUGGACCGUUUACCCGGAGACGGAGCGGUUGAAAAUAGACGACUUGAAGUGCAAAGACAAAACCGCCCUGUUCAUCUUCGACGGCCUGGACGAGUACCCUGGCGUACUCGACUUCUCGAAAACGGAGAUUUACUCGGACCCCUGCGAAGCCUUCAGCCUGCACGUCACCGUGGUGAACCUCCUCAGAGGCCGGCUCCUCCACCGCCACCUGUGCAUGGUAACGACCCGGCCUCGGUUCUACUCCUACGCCCCGUGGGACGCGUACUACGAGGAGAUAGAGAUGCGCGGCUUCCGCGACGCCGACAAGGACGAGUACUUCAGGAGGCGCUUCAAGGACCCGGGCCAGGCGGCCGCAGUCAUCGAGCACGUCAAGUCCUCCAAAAGCCUCCACGUCAUGUGCCACCUGCCCCUGUUCUGCACGCUGGUGGCGGACGAGUGUCAGCGCGCGUUCAGAGAGGCGAGGGCGGCGUCGGCGGCGAGACUCCCCAGGAACCUCACCUACAUCUACACCAAGCUGCUGCUGACGCUCGUCCGUCAGCUCCGUAAAAACAGAGCUCCGGAUCUGGGCCCGGAGAAAGAGCAGGCGUUCCUCAUGGAUCUCGGGAAACUGGCCUUAACCUUGCUGGAAAAGGGCCAGUACAGGACUUUAGCCGCCGACUGGGUGACAGAGCUGGCCAUGGAGGCGGUGGACAAAAGCGGCGUCUGCAUGCUGUACACCAUAACGCCGUACGUGUUGUUCGACGAGGAGGUGAUGACUUUUAUCCACCCCACCAUUCAGGAGUACAUGGCCGCUCUCUAUGCGUACCUGUCCUUUAAAAACCAGGACAAGAUCGUUUUUGAGCACUCCGUGAACGUGAAGUCUCUUUUCAAACUGAGUUCCAAGGGGCAUAGGAUGAUGGAGCUGUACAAGGCAGCGGUGGACAGAUGCCUGCAGCGUCAAGACGGCAAAAUGGACAUGUUCCUGCGUUUCCUCUUCGGGAUGGCGUGUAAGACCAACCAGGAGCUUCUCAGCCCGUUUCUCAGGUCUUCAGCCAAGUGCGAAGACAUGACCAAAGACUGCGUCGCUCUCAUCAAGAAGAUCAAAGAGCCUCAGCAUCCGGACAGGAAGAGCAACUUGCUGCGGUGCCUGGAGGAGCUGGAGGUCUGAGCUAGACUCUAACAAGCAGCCCAUCACUACGCAACAACGCUUAAGUUGUGCACUUUAGCAUGAGGCAAUACUACAGUGCUAAUGCCGACUGUGUGUGAUUAAGCAGCUAGGUUUUUUAGUUUAGCGGCGUGAGGAGAUCGUCUUAGUGAUCAGAUGUUUCCCCCUCUGCAUCUUGAGUGGUUUCAUUAGUUGUACUCUAUGAUCUUUCCCAACAAGUUGUCACGUUGCAACCCCAGACUUUGAUACUUUUACUGGGAUUUUAUGUGACGCACCAACAAAAAGUAGUGGAUAAUUGUGGCCUAAAAGCAGUUUGGUCAGACUGGAUGGAGAGCGUUCAUAAACAGCAGUUUUCAAGUUCUGCUGCUGAUUCGCAGUUGGGUUUAUGUCUGGCUGAGCCGUCCUGAUUCAUGGCUAUGCCUUAAGCCGCGGCACGGCGGAGCAGUGGUCCCGGCAGGGUUCGAGUGCCGGGCCUUUCUGGGUGGAGUUAGCAUGUUCUCCCCGUGUCUGCAUAGAUUUCACCUCCCACUAAAGACAUGCUGGUCGGGUCGGCCACUAGUGGCGGCCACUGAGCUAUAUUAUACACUGGAGUGCUAAUCACCGUCUGUUUGAACGAGUCGCUUUGAAGCCACCAGCCGCCA